ACUUCGGCGUUUACGAACCCGCAACUCCCAAUCCCCGGUGCUGACCCCUCUUGAUCACGUCACUGAAUACACCUCCAGAGCUUGACAAUUGCUUUCAAAUCAACCUUGAUGUUGAGUCAACAGCGGAACAUAUAUCACUGACCUUCAAUCAUCCAUCUUUCUAGCUCUUGACGCCCGUCUUCUUGAUCCCUUCGUCAUCAAGCACUCUUCCGCUCAACCUUCCAUACGAACCACACAACAAUGUCACCAGCCUUCGCAAUAAUAGCAGGCGUAGGCCCUGGUACUGGUGCCUCGGUGGCUCGUAGGUUCGCCCUCUCGUAUCCAGUUGCUCUACUCGCUCGCAACCCAGACAACUACACCUCCCUCGUGGACGAGAUCAAUAAAUCCGGUGGAAAGGCGAUCGGCAUUUCGACCGAUGUCUCAGACGCUGGUUCGGUGAAGAAAGCGGUAGAGGAAGCGAAAGAAAAGUUUGGAGAUAAAUGUGCGGCUGCGGUGUUCAAUGCCAGUGGCCCAUUCUUCAGAAAGAGUGUGCUCGAGUUGACCGAGCGAGAGUUCGUGGGCAGUUAUGAGGUUUCUUGCAAGGGAGCUUUCCUCUUCUCCCAACAAACACUACCUCUCCUUCUCGCGCAUAGCAAAGACUCCUCCGCAAAGCACCCUGGAACUCUGAUCUUCACGGGCGCCACGGCAAGUGUCAAAUCAAAUGCCUUGAUGUCUUCCUUCUCAACCGGCAAAUACGCCAUGAGAGCGCUGUCACAAUCCAUCGCAAGAGAAUUUGCACCUCAAGGAGUCCAUGUUGCACACGCCAUCAUUGACGGUGUGAUUGAUAUUCCCAGAACGAAGGAAUGGCUGAAGGACAUGCCUCCAGAGGCCAAGAUCGAGGCUGAUGCUAUUGCCGAGGCAUAUUGGAAUCUGCACACCCAGAGCAAGAGGGCAUUUACGAAUGAGAUUGACAUCAGACCAAUGUUGGAGAAGUGGUAAACAUGCUUGAGUAUGAUUAAAUCUAUCCAUUCGCCUUUUGCUGUUCUCCCAGGGGUAUCAUUUGUGAAUGUCAGAAAAAUCA
This is a messenger RNA of Aureobasidium pullulans EXF-150, 1060 nucleotides long. RefSeq names its product NAD(P)-binding protein. Bases 241 to 978 code for a protein of 245 amino acids. The transcript is spliced from 2 exons. The record is from RefSeq and is a predicted model, not a curated record. Lineage: Eukaryota; Fungi; Ascomycota; Dothideomycetes; Dothideales; Saccotheciaceae.